GAUUGCUACAAGUAUUGACAUGAUAAUAAAAACAUUAUAAAUAGCCAGAAAGAAAAUUUAAAAGCGGCCUGGAUGACUGACUCUAUUCACUCCCCUCUCUCUCUAUCUCUAUCAAUAUGUGUGUCAAGCAAGUGAUCUAUCUAUCUAUCUAUGCUCUUUAUGCCAAACAAACAAAUCAAAUUAAAAUAGGCUAAACAAAGAAAGAGUGAGCUUUCCGGCAUGAGAAUAAGGAAGCAUGCGAAGGUCUCACCUCUCACGUACGCCGCCGCCUCCCUCAACUCCUCCGCCCUUCUUCAGACCCAUCUCUGCCAACUCAAUCAGUCUCCCUGGGACGUCGUCACCUUCCCUCUUCAAGUUGAAGAAGGAGAACAACCUUCUCCCUCCACGCCGUGUCCGCCGCCGCCGCCGCACGCUCCCCUGUUCGACGGAUGCGGAAGUUAUCCCCUUGACGGUUCAAAUGAAGCUGUUCACAGCCCUGAAUCCGGCAUGAUCUCUCCGGGCAGCCGCUUCCGGGACGCGGCAGAGCAAGAGCAUUCCGCGAAUCUGUGCUGCAAGACGGACGGCAAGGCGUGGCAGUGUAAACGAGAGGCCAAAGUGGGCCACACUUGGUGCGACCACCACAUGGAGCAGCUCAAGCACUGCAACAAGGUGUUGCCGGUGACGGAAAAUAAGCAGGCCGCUCCUCCUCCGGUGCCCGAAGAGUCCGUCGCGGCUACGACAAGCCGAGGGCGCCGCCCUCGGCCGAAGAAGUCUUCGGGAGUCUCAUCGAACCCGUACGACUUAUAUUAUUACACCGGAUUCGGCCCGCUGUGGGGCAAGAAAAGAGGUCCGGGGAGAAUGAAGGAGAACUACAACUCCCCGAACACAGCAGAAUUUGAGCCGAUAAACGGCGCAACUUCUUCGAGUUCGGAGAUGGAUGGUCACGGAGUAGAAAUGGAUUAUUUUGAAGACGAAUUCCCGAGUGACAAUGACAACAACAAUGAUGGCAAGAAGAAGAAAGUACGGAAACCGGUUAAGGCCCGGUCCUUGAAAUCGCUCAUGUAAGACGACCAUACAUAUUCCGUACUAUUUUUCUUCAUUUCUUGUUCUAUUUUGGAUCCAGUACUCUUUCAUUUGUAGUGUGUGGAGAUGUUAAUUGUAUACAAUUCUUGCAUGAAAAAUAAAUUUCUUCAAUUGUUUUUGCUUUCAGUUAUUUAUCCUUAAACUUUUAAUCUUAAACUAAACAUCAUAUUGCAC
Molecule: messenger RNA, 1236 nt
Organism: Cuscuta epithymum
Lineage: Eukaryota; Viridiplantae; Streptophyta; Magnoliopsida; Solanales; Convolvulaceae
Source: the annotation of a GenBank genome assembly